Molecule: messenger RNA, 2400 nt
Organism: Grosmannia clavigera kw1407
Lineage: Eukaryota; Fungi; Ascomycota; Sordariomycetes; Ophiostomatales; Ophiostomataceae
Product: nuclear migration protein
Exons: 3
Coding region: 1-2400 (799 amino acids)
Molecular function (GO): protein binding; nucleotide binding
Source: RefSeq, a predicted model, not a curated record
AUGAUUGCGUAUCUUGCGGCGAACAACUACACAGCCAGCGCGGCGGCCCUGCGAGAGGAGCUCAAUCUGGACGAGUCCCAGUAUGACGCCACGACGGCCAAGAAGUACGAGACGCUGCUGGAGAAGAAAUGGACGAGCGUUAUCAUGGACCUGGAGUCCCGGAACAACGCGCUGCAGUCAGAGGUGGACAACGCGACUCCCGGAUCGCUGAUGCUGCGCAACAAGGAUCCGGCAUCGUGGCUGCCCAAGGCACCACCGCGAUACACGCUAGAGUCGCACCGCAACGCGAUCAACUGCAUUGCGUUCCACCCGACCUUUUCGUCGCUGGCCACGGGGUCGGACGACUUCACGAUCAAGAUCUGGGACUGGGACAUUGGCGAGCUCGAGAAGACGAUCAAGGGCCACACGCGGGCGGUGCUGGACGUGGACUACGGCGGGCCCAAGGGCAACGUGCUGCUGGUGUCGUGCAGCUCGGACCUGGCGAUCAAGCUGUGGGACCCGGCAGACGACUACAAGAACAUCCGGACGCUCUCGGGCCACGACCACAGCGUCAGCGCAGUGCGCUUCAUCCCCAACUCGGCCAACCUGCUCGUGAGCGCCAGCCGCGACAUGACGCUCAAGAUCUGGGACGUUACGACCGGCUUCGUCGUGCGCACGCUGCACGGUCACACGGCCUGGGUGCGCGAUGUUGUGCCGGCCUUUGACGGCCGCUACCUCGUCUCGUGCGGCGACGACAUGACGGCGCGGCUCUGGGACAUUACGUCGGUCGCCACGACGAACGAGAGCAAGCUGACGCUCUACGGCCACGAGCACUACAUUGAGUGCUGCGCCCUGGCGCCGCCGUCGGCCUACGUGCACCUCGCGCAGAUGGCCGGCCUCAAGCGGCCGCCUUCAGCAGCCAGCUCGGCCGAGUUCGUCGCCACCGGCUCCCGCGACAAGAUGAUCCGGCUCUGGGACGCCCGAGGCACCUGUCUGCGCACGCUCAUCGGCCACGACAACUGGAUCCGCUCGCUCGUCUUCCACCCCGGCGGCAAGUUUCUGCUCUCGGCCGCCGACGACAAGACGGUCCGCUGCUGGGACCUGGCCCAGGAGGGCCGCUGCGUGAAGGUGAUCAGCGACCCGCACGAGCGCUUUGUCACAUCGCUGCGCUGGGCCCCCAGCCUCGUCCGUAGUGCCGGCGGGACGGAUCAGUUGGCGGCAGGGCUGAGCGGCACGGGCGCCGACCAGAACGGCAACGGCAGGACCGACACCACCACGGUCGCGGCCAACGGCACGCGAACAAAGGAGCCACAGGACGUGCAGAUCCGCUGCGUGGUAGCCACGGGAUGUGUGGACUCAACAGAGCACCUGCCGGCCAUUGAGGCAGCGAGCGAGCUAGAGCUCAAGGCGAUCUACUCGCGGUCGCAGAAGACGGCCGAGACGCUGCACGCCAAGGCCGGCAGCAGCAGCGCCGUGGACGUGUAUUUCGACGAGCCGGCGACGGCAGGCCGCGGGCUGGCAGAUCUGCUGGCGCGCAGCGACGUGGCAGCAGUGGCUGUGGGCAUACCGAUCACUCUGCAGCCGGCAGUCGUGCGCCAGGCGCUGGCGGCGGGCAAGCACGUGAUCAGCGAGAAGCCGGUGGCAGCGACGGUGGCAGAGGCGCGAGAGCUGAUUGCGGAGUAUGAGCAGAUGUCGUCGUCGUCGUCGUCACGGCCGUUGUGGGCGGUAGCCGAGAACUACCGGUACCAGCCGGGGCUGCAGGUGGCGGUGGCCGAGGCGAGACGGCUAGGCGGCGAACUGGUGUCGUUUUCGCUGCAUAGCGACCGGCUGGUGCGCGACGAGACCAGCGGCGGCUACAUCAACACGUCGUGGCGACGCCAGCCGACACAUCCGGGCGGCUUUCUGCUGGACGGUGGCGUGCAUUUUGUGGCAGCGCUGCGACAGCUGAUGGGCAGUUUGGGAAGUCUAGGAGAUGCCAGCGAGAUCGCCCGGCUGGCCUGCUUUGCCGCCCAGCUGCAGCCGCACCUGCCGCCAGUCGACACUCUGCGGGGCGUCGCUGUGACGCGAGGCGGCGUCAGCGGCGUGCUCAACAUGUCGUUUGGCACCGAGUUUGGCGGCCCGCUGCUCGAAGUCGUCGUCACUACCACCGAGGGCCGCCUGACCUGGACGCCGCGCUGCGUCACCGUGAUGCGCCGCGGCGACGUCACUCCUGCCGUCAUCGACACCGCCGACCCGGCUGCCUUUCCGGCCGCCGAGGCCAACGGGGUCAAGGCCGAGUUCGCUGCGUUUGCCCGCAGCAUUGCGACCGGUGCCGCUGCCGUCGACCAGCUGCAGUCGCCCCGCGAGGCCCUGCAGGACCUGCUCGUGGUGGAGACAAUGCUGCAGUCGGGCGCCGAGGGCGGGGCGCUGCGGGAGCUGUAA